ACAUAAAGUGAUGUGAUGUUUUCAUUUUUACGUCCUCUGUCCUUUACCCCUCACUCUUCUUUCCGCUACCUGUCUUUUUACUGAGAAGUGUUGACCACAUGACCGCAGUUUCAUUGCAUGCUGGGUAGUUUCAGGUUAUGGUCUUUAUUUUGUCAUGGAACCUGCAACCCAUGCUCACACAUGCACACACACACACACACACACACACACACACACACACACACACACACAAACACACACACACAACUAGCAGCAUAAUAAAAGUGAGGGACUGUGAGUGAAGUGGACAGAAAGAAGACAGACACCUUCAAGACAACAAGAUAGACAAGCAGGUCAGAUAGACAACAAUCAAGAUGAUGAUGAUGAUGAUGAAGAACCCCAUCAUUCUGGUGACCUGUAUCUUGCUUUUCACGUCUCUCACCGUCAUGGCAUCUCCAACCAGCUUUGGUCCAAAUGAGUGCUGUUUUGAGUUUUUCUCCAGAAGGUUGCCUAAGAACAGGGUGGUGAGGUACAAACACACAGACAAGCAGUGUCCAAAGACAGCUGUGAUUUUUACGAUGAUGAAUGGUGCUGAACUCUGUACCAACCCGUCUGAGCCGUGGGUCCAGAACAUCAUCGUCGCCAAAGAAAAAGCUCUGGGUGUACAAUCUAACUGACCCAACGUGUGUUUUAACACCACACUUUAAAGCUUGCUGAGCCAAGCAGAAGUGGUGGUGUAGUGGUAACCUGUGAUAUAUUUUAUACAGAAUAUUUUUCUAUUAGCUUAAAAAUAAAUGCAAAAUAACUUUUUUUAUUAUCUGUUCUUUUUCCUGUUUUAAUGUGGUUUCAAGUGAUGUAUUGAAAGAUUAGAUAUAAGCUAUUUUCCAAUAAAUCACGUGCUUAAAAUGUUUUCUGAUAUAUUAUUAAAAAAUCAUAUAUGAUA
This is a messenger RNA of Siniperca chuatsi (mandarin fish), 922 nucleotides long. RefSeq names its product C-C motif chemokine 4-like. The transcript has 3 exons. Gene Ontology annotation, molecular function: CCR chemokine receptor binding; chemokine activity. Gene Ontology annotation, biological process: G protein-coupled receptor signaling pathway; positive regulation of ERK1 and ERK2 cascade; neutrophil chemotaxis. Lineage: Eukaryota; Metazoa; Chordata; Actinopteri; Centrarchiformes; Sinipercidae. Bases 354 to 656 code for a protein of 100 amino acids. Gene Ontology annotation, cellular component: extracellular region. The record is from RefSeq and is a predicted model, not a curated record.